AUGAUGCACUUGGUUUGGCUUAUAUGGGUGGUGGUGUUUCUGACAAUCCGCUCCAUCUAUCGUUUGUACUUUCAUCCUCUUGCUAAAAUCCCGGGCCCUAGGCUCGCGGCCAUCACCCAUCUCCCAGAAUUCUACCACAACGUCAUUCGAAAUGGCAUGUUCAUCUGGGAAAUUGAGAAAAUGCACCAAAAAUAUGGGCCUAUCGUCCGGAUUAAUCCCCGCGAAGUUCAUAUCAAUGAUCCAUAUUACUACAGCGAGGUAUACGGAGGUGGUGCUCGAGUACGAGACAAGGACCCGAUAUCUGUAGCUGUCUAUUCCUCCCCAGGUUCUACUGUGGCGACAGUUAAGCACGCGCAACACCGCCUCCGACGCAGUUUGCUUAGCCCGUUUUACUCAAAAAAGGCGAUUAUGGAAGCGGAACCGAUGGUGCAGGAGAAGGUCGGCAAACUUCUUAACCACUUUGAAACAGCUUACCAGACACAGUCAAUCCUGGGACUGAACAGGGUAUUUCAAGCGUUUACAGCAGAAGUCGCGACCCACCACUUCUAUGGUAGUAGCUUCGACAUGUUGGGGAAUGAACAGUUCAGCCGGGCGAUUCAAGACAGCAUUGACGCAAUUACAAGGACAUCGCCGUUUAACAAAUUAUUCCCUACGAUUGGAGCGCUGCUCCGGUUUAUACCGCCCUGGAUUCUGGUCCGCUUGCGGCCGGCGAUGAGCGGCAUUGUUCGCCUGCAGGAAACUUACACCACGAAGACACGGAAUGCCCUCGCUGCAAGGAAUGAGUCAGAGUUUGCGAGCAACGACAGUCGAGACACUCCAUUUACUGUUCUCAUCAAUCCAAAACUCCCUCAAGAAGAAAGGAGCCUCCAUCGCUUAUUAGAUGAGCAAAUGGCUAUCCUUGGAGCCGGGUCAGAGUCCACCACUAACACACUAACUGUAGCCAUGUUCCACCUGCUCAACAACGGAGCAAUCUACCUCAAACUUCGCCGGGAGCUGGAAGGUAUUAUGCCCACUCCCACCAGUAUAGCCCGCUUGUCUCAAACCCAGCAUCUUCCGUAUCUGACAGCCGUUAUCAACGAAUCCUUGAGACUCUCCUUUGCAGGAUCCAGUCGAUUUCCGAGAGUAGCACCCACAGAGUGUUUGGCCUAUAGAUCAUACGUAAUUCCUCCCGGGUCUGACGAAACACAUCACAAGACACCCGUGAGCAUGUCGAGCUAUUUCCUGCAUAUGGAUAAUCAAAUUUUUCCAGAGCCAGAAAAGUUCAACCCUGACCGAUGGAUCCUUGCAGAUGAAAGGGGGGAGCGGCUAUUCAAGUUCAUUGGCUCUUUUACCAAAGGCAGCCGGAUUUGCCUAGGCAUCCACCUUGCAUAUGCAGAAAUCUACCUAGCCCUUGCCGCUAUCGUCCGUCGGUUUGACAUAGAACUGUAUGAGACUACCGCAGAGGAUAUUCGCUUUACGCGUGAUCUUCUUGGGCCGCGUUCCGAGAAGGGUGUCUGGAAGGUUCAGGCGAGGGUGACCAACAUGAUAAGUAAAUAA
Molecule: messenger RNA, 1536 nt
Organism: Aspergillus tanneri
Lineage: Eukaryota; Fungi; Ascomycota; Eurotiomycetes; Eurotiales; Aspergillaceae
Product: cytochrome P450
Exons: 5
Coding region: 1-1536 (511 amino acids)
Molecular function (GO): heme binding; oxidoreductase activity, acting on paired donors, with incorporation or reduction of molecular oxygen; iron ion binding
Source: RefSeq, a predicted model, not a curated record